CUUAACCCAAUUUUGUUCCCCAUCAUCAACCACAUUAAAGUAACACAACAACAGAUUAAAGAAACACCAACUAGAGACAUGUCUGGUUCUUCAACAAGUGCCAUAAUAAACCUCGUGUGAACUGCAACAAUUUCUCUUAUUAAAGAAACACUAAAUCCCUUUUGUGUCCUUACUUUGCUUCCGCUGACUUUGCUCUUUCACAUACACACGCUCUCUCUCUCAGAUAUUUUUUCAAUAUAAAAUCCCUCCAAGCUUCCCAAUUCAUUGAUCUCAGAAAAGAGCUUCAGUAUUUCUGGCACUCCAAUUGAGAAAAGAAUCGAACUUGGAAUUUUCCCAGAGACAUAACCAUGGAGAACGGUGAUGGGUCCCCUCAGGGUCCGGUUACAUGCGGGUCGUGGAUUCGGAGGCCCGACAACCUUAAUCAGGUUGUUAUUGGAAGGUCAAGGCGCGGAAGUUCUUGCCCUUCUCUGCUUCAAAUUUUCUCCUUUGAUCCCAAAACCACUUCUUUGUCUUCCAAACCUCUGACCACAUUUGUGUUUGAAGCAGUGGAUGGUGAUCCAGUUGCUAUUGCUGUCCAUCCCAGUGGGGACGAUUUUGUGUGCUCUCUCAGCAAUGGUAGCUGCAAAUUGUUUGAGCUGUAUGGUAAUGAAACAAAAAUGAAGCUGUUGGCCAAAGAACUGGCCCCUCUGCAGAAUAUCAGUUCUCAAAACUGCAUUACUUUUAGUGUUGAUGGAUCUAAAUUUGCCACCGGUGGGUCAGACGGGCAUAUCAGAAUUAUGGAGUGGCCUAGCAUGAACAACAUUUUGGAUGAACCAAGAGCACACAAAUCUGUGCGGGAUAUGGAUUUCAGUCUAGACUCAGAAUUCCUUGCUUCAACUUCUACCGAUGGCUCUGCAAGAAUCUGGAAGAUUGAAGAUGGUGUUCCUCUAACCACCUUGUCUCGCAACUCGGAUGAAAAGAUUGAACUAUGUCGAUUUUCCAAGGACGGAACCAAGCCAUUCUUAUUUUGUGCCAUUCAAAAAGGCGAUAAGUCAUUGACUGGAGUUUGGGACAUAAGCAAUUGGAAUAAAAUUGGUCAUAAGAGGCUACUUAGAAAGUCUGCUUCAGUAAUGGCCAUUAGCCACGACGGGAAAUACCUUUCUAUGGGAAGUAAAGAUGGAGAUAUAUGUGUAGUUGAAGUAAAGAAAAUGCAGAUACACCAUUAUAGCAAGAGACUACACCUCGGUACAAAUAUUGCAACGCUCGAGUUUUGUCCCACCGAAAGGGUCGUACUUACAACCUCGGUAGAAUGGGGACCAUUGGUUACAAAACUCACUGUACCUAAAGAUUGGAAAGAGUGGCAGAUCUACUUGGUGCUUUUGGGAUUGUUUUUGGCAUCGGCUCUUGCAUUUUACAUAUUCUUUGAGAACUCGGAUUCGUUCUGGAAGUUCCCGAUGGGAAAAGACCAAGUGAGACCAGGGUUUAAACCAAUGUCUAGAGAUCCAGAGUCCUUUGAUGAUCAUACUUGGGGACCACUUGAUAUGUGACCCUCCACUUGCUCAUUUUUUUGAGUUCUUGUUCUUCAAUCAUUCUUGUUGCAAUGUUUCAGUAGCUUCUCAGUCUCAAGUGUCAUCAAACAUUCAUCUCAAGACUUGUAUACUUAGGCACUUCACUUGUAUUACAACUCACACUAGCUAAUUUUAGGAUAAUUCCAUUUUCAUUAUUAUUUUUC
Arachis stenosperma is the source of this 1711-nucleotide messenger RNA. RefSeq names its product SEC12-like protein 1. Gene Ontology annotation, molecular function: guanyl-nucleotide exchange factor activity; protein binding; GTPase activator activity. The record is from RefSeq and is a predicted model, not a curated record. The coding region runs from base 348 to 1526 and encodes 392 amino acids. Gene Ontology annotation, biological process: protein secretion. Gene Ontology annotation, cellular component: endoplasmic reticulum membrane. The transcript is spliced from 10 exons. NCBI's taxonomy places the organism in Eukaryota, Viridiplantae, Streptophyta, Magnoliopsida, Fabales, Fabaceae.